Messenger RNA from Phasianus colchicus (ring-necked pheasant), 1143 nucleotides. It is a transcript of the gene SPMIP6, whose product is annotated as sperm microtubule inner protein 6. Gene Ontology annotation, molecular function: alpha-tubulin binding. NCBI's taxonomy places the organism in Eukaryota, Metazoa, Chordata, Aves, Galliformes, Phasianidae. The record is from RefSeq and is a predicted model, not a curated record. Gene Ontology annotation, cellular component: manchette; perinuclear region of cytoplasm.
GUCACCGAUGACAUAAACACCACCAGGAGCCUCCAGAACAGAGCCACCUGGGCCCCAUUCCCUUUCCACACAAGUUCCCACACCGGUCCGUGUGGGCUGGAAGACUCCAGCCCUGUGCAGUGCCUCUGAGCCUCCCCAAGAACCACCAAGACCCAGCAUCCCUGUGGCUGCAGCACCAUGUUCCUCUUUGCCCAAAAGCACAAGACUCCUGUCAGCACCUACACUGAUGCUUACCGGCCACCAUGCUCCAUGAAAAAGUCCAUCUAUGAGAAGGCUCCAAUGCAGCUAUGGAGAGAAAACAAAUUUGUGACCCAGGGAUUAACAAUGCCCCAGGAGCAAAACAUGUCUCACCAAGGUCAGCCUGAGAAGCUGAUUAAGGCUGUGAUGCAGGAGUAUUUGUACCGGAAUGCCAUUGACCCCACUGCUUACUGGCCCGAGAAGUAUUGGCUGACCAAACCUGAAGAGAAAUACUGCCCAGUUUUUGUCAAUGAGGACAAAUACAUCACCUGGCGAGCAGGUCCCUACAAUAGUGCAGCCUGGAACAAGUACAGCACCUACCUCCCCCUGCCACCCAAGGAGAAGAGAAUGGAGACUUUUCUUCAAAGCAUACCUGUGCCAUACCCCCCGAAACCCGCCUGCCUCAACCAAUAUGAGAGGGAGGUGGUUGGUGACAUGCUGCGCAGGCUGUCGCGGCUCUCACCACCAUCCCUGCAGCCUGUGUACACUAUGUCAGGGAGGAGACCCUUCCAGGGCUAUUACAGCCCAUGCUCUGGUCGCCACUACUGCCUGCGAGGGAUGGACUACUAUGUCGAUGGGGACCCUGCCAUCAGGAGGCAUCUCCAUGCGCUAGCAGAACGGACUGUAAGGAGCAUCCCAUGUUGCAAUUACAGCCCUAUGGUGACGUUCUGUGCACCUACACAUCACCCCCAGCCAUCAUACCCAUGUAUGAGCCCUAGAGGCAGUUUUUUCCCUAGAACAGAGCUCAGGGAAGCAGCCAAGGGAGAGAGGAGGCUGUUCUCCAGCUUAGUUGUCACUGUGUUACUGCACCAACUGCCUGUGAUCCAAAAUUAGGAGUUAGGCUUGCAGAAAAUGAUUGGCCUUGAAUUUCUGAGACCAGAAACUGAAAACAAACAAGAACAAACA